Molecule: messenger RNA, 1280 nt
Organism: Diatraea saccharalis (sugarcane borer)
Lineage: Eukaryota; Metazoa; Arthropoda; Insecta; Lepidoptera; Crambidae
Source: the annotation of a GenBank genome assembly
CAGCUUUAAGUUGAAAUUGAUCCUUUCUGCUACCCACAUCUCGACUCUUCAUCAGCGCCACCUUCUUGGAUACAACGGGCUACAAAAAGGAACGGAUUUCAACACGGGAGCCAUCUAGGUCUUGUUCUUCGAACUAUCUGUACUGCAGCGUUCUUCACUUGUGGGAAUUGCAGUGCUAUCACUUGUGGUUCAUAUAUUUUUACGUCGAGCAUUGAUAUAAACCAACAUGCCUAAUUGCGGGGCAUGUGGAAAAUUUUUAUCGCCGGCAGGGGCCGCUGCUUGUAGUGUUUGUCCAUUUAAGUUUCACAAAGUCUGUCUGGGAUUAACUGAAAAAGCGCAAAUGAGUAAGGGUUGGCUUUGCCCGAACUGCGCGAAUAAAUCCCGAAGAGGAGGUGACAACAGCCAAACUCCAGUAAAAAACAUCUGCGGAGAUACCGAUACGGAGGCAGCGCCCUCUGGGCCUGAGGCAGGGCGUCCGAUAAGCGUGAGCAACGUUAAUGAGCAGCCGGAAGUCGCCGAGGUAUCUGAGUUUCGUCGCGAAUUCGCGGGAUACAUGGCAGAGAUACGCGAAUUCCGAAAGGAGAUGGCGAGUUUACGCGAUUCUCUUACGACAAUAACGUCGCGUCUCGACCUAGUAGAGCAGAGAGUGGAUGCACUGGAGAAGAUCCCGAAAAAAGUUGCCGAGCUCGAACUCACUAUAUCGCAGCUGAAGCAGGAGCUCAACGACCGUGAUCAGGAGGCGCUCCUUGCUGACCUCGAGAUCGGCCACCUCCCGGAAGAGAAGGGUGAAGGGGUUGUCCAGGCUGUGACGGUGUUGGCUGCGCGCAUUGGCGUGAAGCUGGAGGAACACGAUGUGGUGUUCGCGGAGCGCGUGGGCCCACCCCCGGCCGAAGUGGGGGGUCGCGCGCGCCGCGUUGUGGUGCGCCUGUCCCGCCGACACCUGCGAGACGAGUUGCUGCGCGCGGCGCGCGUACGUCGCUCUCUUGCUGCACCCGAUGGAAACCGAGUGUAUGUCAACGAGCGACUGACCCGACCGAACCGUCAGCUCUUUCACCGCGUGCGCGAGGAGUGCCGUCGGUUGCACUGGCGCUAUUCUUGGACGAAGCGUGGUCGAAUAUACACUCGGCAAGGUGAUGGGAAACCCAUCUUUCAAUUUCGAGUGGUCGAAGACCUCGCCCGUGCGUUUGGCCCUCAAGAAGCAGUAUCGAAUUAGUGACCUACAAAGACAUAAAAUUAUGUACAGUGUAUACCACAUAUUUUAUCAUACAAUGUUAAGAUCU